AUGCAGUCACACUUUGAAGUUUUCGACAAAAUGCUGGAGGAAAUCCAGCAACUGCGCCUUGAUGCAAUCUAUUUCACAAAACUGACGUCCAGGAUGGAUGGAAGAAUAGAGAGGUUGAGAAGGAAGUGUAAGAGAUACAAAGAAAAGUUUGUACGGAAGCCAUUGGAAAGAUAUGCUAGGAAGGUCGGCAAAUAUCAUAAAGCCAUAAGGAAGCUUCUACGCAGUAAUGGUGAUAGUGGAAAAACAUUCAAGAGUGUUAUUGAGGAGCUUAAAAAGAAAUGUGAAGAACUUUGUUCGAAAGCAGAUGUAUCUUUUGACCUUGAGGGCCCAUCAAUACCUGAGAUGAACUGUGUAGUAAAUUUGGGAGAAAUGGGAAAGAAUGAAAAGCCAUAUUGUAGGUGCGGUAGGCCUCCAUUCAAGAGCAUGAUAGCAUGCGAUUCUACAGAUUGUAAGAGGAAAUGGUUUCACUUUGAAUGUGUUGGGAUUUCCAGCCCUCCAAAAGCACCCUGGGUAUGUCCUGAAUGUAGGAAGGCAGCAACAUUGACUGGAUGA
Messenger RNA from Encephalitozoon romaleae SJ-2008, 552 nucleotides. Its product is annotated as chromatin remodeling protein. The transcript has a single exon. Bases 1 to 552 code for a protein of 183 amino acids. Lineage: Eukaryota; Fungi; Microsporidia; Unikaryonidae. The record is from RefSeq and is a predicted model, not a curated record.